CCAAACGGGGCCGCUCGAGCGCAUACGAGCCCCAAAAUCAUCAAAUCGGCUGGCUCAUGGCCACAGCCCAUUUGAAUCCUGCGACAAAUAGCAAAGCAAAUGGUUAUCAAUCUUGAAUCUGACACCAAACGCGCUCGCGCGAAUUGUACGACGCCCCAUUGCCGAUGCAAAACUUGCAGAUCGGUGAAAUAGAGUCGCGCUCUCCACUCGCGCAGUGCACUGUGUUCACUCGCCGAUAUAGAAACAUGGCCGCCACUAUGCAGAUGAACAAGCAGGCCACGCGCCAGGCUGCUCAGCAGGGCCGCGUCGCCCCUUUCAAGGCGACCGGUGUUGUGCGCAAGGUCGCUCAGCUGCCCAGCUCCACCUUCUCCGGCGUGACCGUGCCUCAGCGUCAGUUCGCUGUCAGCGGUGCCCGCAGCGUGUCGCGCGCCGUGCAGUCGGUGUUCGCUGUUAAGGAUGGCGCUGCCCUGGAGGGCCGCAAGCUCCGCGUUGCCGUCAUCGGCGGUGGCCCGUCGGGUGCCUGCGCUGCGGAGACCCUGGCUAAGGGUGGUGUGGAGACCUUCCUGCUGGAGCGCAAGCUGGACAACUGCAAGCCCUGCGGUGGUGCCAUCCCUCUGUGCAUGGUUGAGGAGUUCGACCUGCCCAUGGAGAUUAUUGACCGGCGCGUCACCAAGAUGAAGAUGAUCUCCCCCUCCAACCGCGAGGUCGAUGUGGGCAAGACCCUCAGCGAGACCGAGUGGAUUGGCAUGUGCCGCCGCGAGGUGUUUGAUGACUACCUGCGCAACCGUGCCCAGAAGCUGGGCGCCAACAUCGUGAACGGCCUGUUCAUGCGCUCGGAGCAGCAGAGCGCUGAGGGCCCCUUCACCAUCCACUACAACAGCUACGAGGAUGGCAGCAAGAUGGGCAAGCCCGCCACCCUGGAGGUCGACAUGAUCAUCGGUGCCGACGGCGCCAACAGCCGCAUCGCCAAGGAGAUCGACGCCGGCGAGUACGACUACGCCAUUGCCUUCCAGGAGCGCAUCCGCAUCCCCGACGACAAGAUGAAGUACUAUGAGAACCUGGCUGAGAUGUACGUGGGUGACGACGUGUCCCCCGACUUCUACGGCUGGGUGUUCCCCAAGUACGACCACGUCGCGGUCGGCACCGGCACCGUGGUCAACAAGACCGCCAUCAAGCAGUACCAGCAGGCCACCCGUGACCGCUCCAAGGUCAAGACCGAGGGCGGCAAGAUCAUCCGUGUGGAGGCACACCCCAUCCCCGAGCACCCCCGCCCCCGCCGCUGCAAGGGCCGUGUUGCCCUGGUCGGCGACGCUGCCGGCUACGUGACCAAGUGCUCGGGUGAGGGCAUCUACUUCGCCGCCAAGUCGGGCCGCAUGGCCGCCGAGGCUAUUGUGGAGGGCUCCGCCAACGGCACCAAGAUGUGCGGCGAGGACGCCAUCCGCGUCUACCUGGACAAGUGGGACCGCAAGUACUGGACCACCUACAAGGUGCUGGACAUCCUGCAGAAGGUGUUCUACCGCUCCAACCCUGCCCGCGAGGCCUUCGUGGAGCUGUGCGAGGACAGCUACGUGCAGAAGAUGACCUUCGACUCGUACCUGUACAAGACCGUGGUGCCCGGCAACCCCCUGGACGACGUCAAGCUGCUGGUGCGCACCGUGUCUUCCAUCCUGCGCUCCAACGCCCUGCGCAGCGUCAACUCCAAGUCGGUGAACGUGUCGUUCGGCUCCAAGGCGAACGAGGAGCGCGUCAUGGCUGCGUAAGCGGCUUUACGGGAGUGCUCGUUCUGAUGGCAGCGCUGUCGCUUCAGCUUCAGCCGUCAGCUGGUCCGAUAUGGGCUGCAGCAGUUUUGCGGAUUCGGUUGCGGCAGCAGCAGCGACAGGAGUGGACUGAGGAGGGAGCAGCGUGAUUAGGGCUGGAAAUGCUCUUCAAUGCAUCUGCGAUCUCGGACGUUUCCCUCUCGCCAGCCUCAAAUCUGUGUGUAUGUGCGGCUGCUCCCCAUUGGCUUGGCUAGGCCUCGGCGGCUGACGCUGGGGCACCGGCACGCCGCAAUUUUUAAGUACCAGCGGCGUCCCGGCGCCUGGAUUUGCGGCAUGGACGAGGAGGGGCGAGUGUAGCGUUUACAGCAGGCUAGGCGUUUGAAGCGAUCUGGUCGGCAGUGACAGUUGUCCGCGUGUGUUGUGUUUCACUAAUUGACUCGGCAUUAUUUUCUCCCCGCAAUGUGGGUGCAUGGCUGGAUCUCGCCAUGUGUGCUGCAUUGGUUGCUGCCCGUGCGUGCCCCGCCGCUGUCGUGUGUUGGGCGGGCGGCCGGCAGCGGCAGGAAGACCGGUGCUCCAAAUGGACCAUGGGAAGUGUGAUGGAUCGUGCAUCGUUGGGUGCUCGUGGCGACGUGAAGAUGACCGUGACCUUGUGAUAGAGAGUUUAGAGACUACCAAGAAAGGAAGAAUACUCUUCCUCCACGCGCAGCGGGAGUGUUUGUUGGAGGGGAGCCGGACGGCUCCUCCCGAGUGGUGUGGUGUGAGUGUUUGGAAUGCGUUCGGCUCGGAUGGCGACAGGAGGAUAAUUAUCUCGUGGAACGAGCCUCGCAGAUACGGAUGGCCUUCCCGAGAUCGGAAGUGAGCACCCAGUGUGCUGAAGUGAGAAGACACCCCCAAAUUAGGGCUCGAACAGAGCCAGCAGGGCGCCGCGCCUCCCACGUGCCUCGGCGAUCCCGUGUAAAUACCCCAGAUA
This is a messenger RNA of Chlamydomonas reinhardtii, 2727 nucleotides long. RefSeq lists its product as uncharacterized. NCBI's taxonomy places the organism in Eukaryota, Viridiplantae, Chlorophyta, Chlorophyceae, Chlamydomonadales, Chlamydomonadaceae. The record is from RefSeq and is a predicted model, not a curated record. The transcript is spliced from 5 exons. Gene Ontology annotation, cellular component: chloroplast thylakoid membrane. The coding region runs from base 246 to 1760 and encodes 504 amino acids. Gene Ontology annotation, molecular function: oxidoreductase activity, acting on the CH-CH group of donors, NAD or NADP as acceptor; FAD binding. Gene Ontology annotation, biological process: chlorophyll biosynthetic process; photosynthesis.